Molecule: messenger RNA, 1164 nt
Organism: Lindgomyces ingoldianus
Lineage: Eukaryota; Fungi; Ascomycota; Dothideomycetes; Pleosporales; Lindgomycetaceae
Product: DUF1000-domain-containing protein
Exons: 3
Coding region: 344-1033 (229 amino acids)
Cellular component (GO): nucleus
Source: RefSeq, a predicted model, not a curated record
CUUCCUUCUCCCUCACCGCAACUUACCACAAUAAGAGCUCACAUACGUAAUCCUGUUUUAUCCGCCCCCCUCCCUUUUAGCAUUUCGCCCUCAAUAGCCCAGUCUUCGUGUUAACGAAGCUCCUCAAGCUCCUGAAGCUACCCCGCUACCCCGCCAAACCCACACCUCUUCCAAGAACCCCGGCACCGCGCGAGCGUGACCUUAUUGAGGUUCGAGGAGAGGCAAGACUCUCAGACCAGAAAAUAUCCUUGAUUCUCUCAGUACUUUACCCGGGCAGCCAUAGGCGUCGGGGGAAAAUAUCACCACCUUCCUUCCACUCGCAAAUACACUAUAACCCGCAGCCAUGUCCGACCACCACCACCCUCACAAUCACGACGAAGAGCACGCCGAAGCCCAUAACCACGCCCACGACCACGACCACGACCACGACCAUACCGACGACCUGACCCCCGCGCUCCAAAACCUUCUCUACGAACAAGUGGAUUUUAGCAAACUACACACACUCAACGAAGAAGAAUCAAACUCCGGACGCGCCAUAUGCCAGAAGACGUGGGCCCAACGAAUGGAUGCAGAGCCGGAAUUGAGGAGUUCGGCGGAUGAGCAGUUGUUGAUGAUUGUGCCCUUCACAGGCCAAGUCCGCCUCCACAGUAUCCUCAUCCGCACCUCCCCUUCCCCAUCCUCCCCACUAACCCUAAAGCUCUUCGUCAACCCUCCUUCCUCCACCCUCGACUUCGAAACCGCCACCGACCUCGCCCCCACCCAAACUGUCACCAUCUCGCAAACCUCUGCCGUCCAGGAAAUCCCCGUGAAGCGCGCCUUCUUUAAUACCACACGUUGCUUGGCGCUGUUCUUUGAGGAUAAUUGGAGCGCGGGGGAGGAGGAGGUUACCAGAAUUAGUUACUUGGCGUUUAAGGGCGAUUUUAUGAAGUUGAGUAAGGAGCCGGUGAGCUUUUUGUAUGAGGCUGCGGCGAAUCCGAGGGAUCAUAGAAUGGUUGUGGGGACGGAUUUGGGGGUCGGGCGGCAAAUACAGUGAGGAGUGCUUGGGGUUGUAGAAUUGGGGAGAGAUAGGAAGGUGUGAUGGGCAAUAUGGUGUUUGGUAUCCCAUUUCAAGGGGCUUGCUUGCGUACGGUAAUGGGUUUAGAAAGAUAGGAAAAUGGGAUGGUG